CACUACUAUAUAACAAAUAAUUUGAGAAGUUAACCUGAACUACCUGGUGUGUACAGGAUGAGCGUGUUGUACAAUGACUUGAAGCUCCACGUGUCACCUGGUAGUAUCUCUGUUUCUGCUCAAGGUGCUCAACAUGCUGUCUACAUCAACACUAAUACCCUCGAGGUUGGAUCCGCAACCUCCAGCCCCACUACCCCUGGUCGUGACAUCUGUGGAGUGUUCGGUAUUAUAAACCUUCCUCUCACAUCCUACCUUAUCAUCAUCACUGAAAAGGAAGAGAUAGGGCCUAUUGAUGGACAGAGCAUUGUGUGGAAGAUGGCUAAGUAUGAGCUGAUACCGUUCGUGGAGUCGCGCAGCGCUUCUGAGAGCGUCAAAGCGCUUAAUGAGAAGUACUUGGCUCUCUUGAACAAGUCUCUGUCAGCGGACUCUUUCUACUUCAGUUACACCUACGAUCUGAGUCAUACGAUGCAGCGACUCAACAACGUGGAUGAAAGUUUCAAAAGUUUAACUUUCAUGGAGCGUGGUGACGAGCGCUUCAUGUGGAACAGAUACCUCAUGUCCCAGAUAGAGAUCUGUCCGGAACUGUCCGGGUUUUGUUUACCAGUCGUGUACGGUGUACUCUCAAUAACCACCUGCAGCCUUAUGGGCAAAACCUUCGACUUUGUUCUCUUCUCCCGGCGUAACCUCAACAGGAUCGGGGUGCGGUACUUUGUUCGUGGCGCUGAUGACGACGGUAAUGUUGCGAACAACGUGGAAACUGAACAAAUUGUUCGGCACGCUGGUCAGGUGGCUUCUCAUGUCAACACCCGUGGUAGUAUCCCGCUGUACUGGUCCCAGCGCAGUAACAUCACGUACAAACCCUACGUUAAGCUGUUCAACAAGGAGAAUCAGAAGGAUGUGUUUGUGAGACACAUGCAGCAGCAGAUUGCGCUGUACGGCAAGAAUGUGUGUGUCAGUCUUAUUGAUGAUAAGGGAAAAGAAAAGGAGAUUUGUCAAAGCUUCAAUUAUAUCGGAGGUCAGAAUUUGCUACCAGGAGUGACAUUUAUCCACUUUGACUUCCACAAAGAGUGCAGUAAGAUGAGAUGGUACAACCUCAACAUUCUCAUGGACAAGCUCAAAGACGACCUGGAUAGUUGGAGUUAUUUCUCCAAAGAUAACCAGGGUAGCGUAUCGUCAACACAGAGUGGAGUUGUAAGAACAAACUGUAUAGACUGUCUGGACAGAACCAACGUGGUACAGGGUAUGAUAGGUCGUUACAUUCUCACUCAGCAGCUCAGACAGAUGGGGGUUCUGGGAGAGGGUGACGAGAUUCCUGCUUCUUCUCAAUUCGAGUAUGUGUUUAAGAACAGAUGGGCUGAUAACGGGGACGGUAUAGCCCGCCAGUACACCGGAACACCCGCUUUAAAGAGCGACUACACCAGGACCGGGGUCAGGACCAAGAUGGGACUCCUACAGGACGGCUACAAGAGUAUGCAACGAUACGUACAAAACAACUUCCUGGACGGUUCAAGGCAGGACAGUUACGAUAUUCUGUUGGGUAACCACCGUUACUCUUCCGUUGAGGAGUCUCCACUCGCAAAACCAAGGCACCCUGUUGCCAUCUUCCUGCCAGCUGCUAUCGGAAUAUUCAUUGCUCUUCUUAUUCUGAAGCUGUUACUGCCGGAGGAAACAUGGACAUCCCAGCUAACACACAUUGGUCUUUAUGUUGCGGUUAUAUUCUUCUUGUUCAAACAGGUAAAAGCAUGGGGAGACCACCUAGUGGACCAGCCUCGCCUGUAUCACACUUUAGCCAAAGCUAAAGCUGAAUGACUGGAGCCAAUCGAUACACUUAUAGUUUAGGGAACCUGACGAGCGUGAUAUCUACUGAUAUAUUGGAAUGUUGGGAAUGCCAAGCAUGAAAAUUGUUUUUUUGUGUUGGACUAUUAUAUGAGGUCUGUUAGAUUUUGGUUCUGUUUCGAACCGGUGGGAAUCGUUUAUUUUUACGUUUAAUUGUUUCAAUUGUGACAAACCUAUUAACUGUCUUCUUCAGCAAGCAACUAAUUAAUACAAAGUUCAUUAACUGGAUGUUUAAAACUGUACGAUCCUUAAUGAUUUUAUUGUGUCUUUUGAUAAAUCUGAUAAGCAAUUUUACGCAGAAGUUUCGACCACAAUUUAAGCUUCAGUGUAAGUUUAACAACAAGUCUGUUAAACUUUUUAUAAUGCGAUAUAUUUUGAUUGCAUAAUAUGCGGGGUGGCACAGAAAUUUCCAGAUUUUUGAUGUAACAGAUCACGUACGAAGCGAACUGCUAGUUCGAUUGAGAUAAAACUCUGGGCCUUUUGAAUGCGUUUACGAUUGAAGUUAAAGAACUCGAACUUUGCCCUUCUCCACGAAAGUGCAACCAUGAAAAUCAUGAUUUCAUUAGAUCAGUUGGGUCUAAGAUUGACGUUUGAUAGUUAUUUAGCCCAAAUCUGAACACUGGUAUCAAAUGCUUCGUACAUGGUUGCUUGUUAGACACGAAAAUGUAGAUUAUAGAUCAGUGAUUCUCUAGACUUAAAUGAAGAUCUGUAAGUGUGUCGAUUAGAGUAAUUUUUAUAGAUUUUUGUUAUCUGAUUUUUCGAAAUGAUUUUCAAUAUUUUAAUAGGUAAGACACGGUUUAUGUGCUAUCUCAAAUAUUGUCUUUUACUCAUUAUUUUGAACUGAAGAAUGUCCAACUGAUAUGUA
Molecule: messenger RNA, 2701 nt
Organism: Bolinopsis microptera
Lineage: Eukaryota; Metazoa; Ctenophora; Tentaculata; Lobata; Bolinopsidae
Product: phosphatidylinositol-3-phosphatase SAC1-like
Exons: 9
Coding region: 58-1809 (583 amino acids)
Biological process (GO): phosphatidylinositol dephosphorylation
Cellular component (GO): endoplasmic reticulum
Molecular function (GO): phosphatidylinositol-4-phosphate phosphatase activity
Source: RefSeq, a predicted model, not a curated record